This is a messenger RNA of Apiotrichum porosum, 1335 nucleotides long. RefSeq lists its product as uncharacterized. The transcript is spliced from 7 exons. The record is from RefSeq and is a predicted model, not a curated record. Gene Ontology annotation, molecular function: beta-glucosidase activity. The coding region runs from base 1 to 1335 and encodes 444 amino acids. Gene Ontology annotation, cellular component: cell surface; extracellular region. Lineage: Eukaryota; Fungi; Basidiomycota; Tremellomycetes; Trichosporonales; Trichosporonaceae. Gene Ontology annotation, biological process: glucan catabolic process.
AUGGUCUACAUCAACGGCAACACCAACGGCAAUGGCGGGGACCACCACUACCUCCAAGUCGAAGUGUUGAUGGAGAACUUUAUGAAUGGCUUCGCCGGUCAGGAGAACCAGGCGCGUGCGGCCAUGAAAGCAGUCAUGGGCGACGACAAGUACACCUUCUUCUUUGACAAGUUUCUCGAGUACUACUUCACCGAGGCAGACGCCAAGUUUCUUGCUUCCAUGGGUUUCAACUGCAUCCGUAUCGCCAUCAACUACCGUCACUUUGAGGACGAUAUGAACCCUCGCGUUCUCAAGACGAGCGGAUUCAAGCAUCUUGACCGCGUUGUCGACCUUUGCGCCGCCAAUGGCAUCUACACCGUGAUCGAUCUCCAUUCCCUCCCUGGAGGUCAAAACAUGGAUUGGCACAGCGACAACAAUACCAAUCAGGCGUUGUUCUGGCUUUGGGAAAUCUUGGCCGACCACUUUCGUGACAACACUUGGGUUGCGGGCUACAACCCAAUGAACGAGCCUGCGGACGUGGAGCAUGAACGUCUGCAGGCGUUCUAUGUCCGCAUCGAGGCGGCUAUUCGUGCAGUCGACCCUCACCACAUUCUCUUUCUCGACGGAAACUCGUUUGGGUACGACUUUUCUCAUUUCAAGAAGCCUCUCCCCAACUGUGUCUAUUCGUGCCAUGACUACUCUGUGUAUGGCUUCCCUGCUGCUCCCGAGCUGUACUCUGGCACCCAGCAGCAAGUCGAGUACCACGAGCGCACUUUCCGCCGCAAGGCCGACUUUAUGCUGGAGACCAAAACACCCAUCUGGAAUAGCGAGUUUGGACCGACCUACAGUACCCCCAAGGACGGUGACAAUUGGGAGACGGUCAAUGAUGCCCGGUACCAGGUCCUCAAGCUGCAGCUGGACAUCAACCGCCGCCACAAUGCGAGCUACAACAUUGGCGUCAUGGGCAUCGUGUACCCCGCGGCCGAGUCGCCGCUGUUGAAACUUCUCGCCCCGUUCCUUGCCAAGAAGAAGGCCUCGUCGGCCGACGGCUGGGGAUUUGACGAGACACCGGUCAAGCAUGUCUUUGGCCCUCUUGAAGACUGGUUUAACCAGUUUGCCCCUUCUCUCGAAAAGAAAUACCCUCCUACUUGGAAGACGAAGAAGCAUGUUCUGCGCCAAGUUCGCGGCCUGUUGCUUUCUGAAGAGCUUGCAAAGGAGUAUGGCCAGUACUUUGAUGGACUGAGCUACGACGAGCUUGAUGCCGUGGCAAGGAGUUGGCACUUCGACAGCUGUGUCCAGCGCAAGAAGCUCGUCGCGAUCAUGUCCGAGGACGCGCUCUCCACAAAGCAGCAGUAG